This is a messenger RNA of Glycine soja, 774 nucleotides long. Its product is annotated as chaperone protein dnaJ 11, chloroplastic-like. The record is from RefSeq and is a predicted model, not a curated record. The transcript has a single exon. Bases 260 to 565 code for a protein of 101 amino acids. Lineage: Eukaryota; Viridiplantae; Streptophyta; Magnoliopsida; Fabales; Fabaceae.
UCCGUAUAUUACAUUUUCAUUUUUGAUACACACUCUAGUCUAGUGUCAUUAUUCAUGUGUUCUAUAAAAAGACACUCCCCAUAUCAUUCUCCUUAAGCCUUAUCCACCCUCAAUCUCUUCCUUCCCAACAGUUCCACACGUUUUCUUUACUCCUCAAGCCCUUCAGUGCCAUUUUUUUCUAGAAAAAAACUGUUUCCAGUUUUAUUCAAUCCACAACUGAAAACAGAGGACUCUGUUUUUGUGCUGAGAAAACAAAAAAAUGGCUUCCCUUUAUGAUGUGCUUGGUAUUUCAGUGGGUGCAAGCUGCAUCGAAAUAAAGGCUGCUUACAGAAAGCUGGCAAGAACAUACCAUCCUGAUGUUGUGGCCAUGAAUCAGAAGGAAAGCUCAGCGAACCAAUUUAUGAUGAUCCAUUCAGCUUACUCAACUUUAUCUGACCCAGAGAAGCGAGCUCAAUAUGACAGAGAAAUCUAUAGAUACAGAAGAUCAGCAAAUAUGGAAGCAAGAAAUCAGACAUUUUCCUAUGCUGGAAGUGCAAGGAAAUGGGAAACAGACCAAUGUUGGUAGCAGAUCGUGUAAUCAUGUUACUCAUGUACAUUAUUAUUAUUAACCAUUUUGUUCUUUUUUUUCUUCUUUUCUUUUAAGUUUUUGUUAUGUCAUUCAUUUAUGUUAUCCUUCUUCACAAUAUUAUCCUAGACUGUAUAGUUCCACCAUACUUACUGGAUCUCCUGAUUCAAGCUUCAUGUGAUUUUAUGCCACGCUGAUUUGAUCCGAGA